UUGGAUGGUGAUAUCAUGCACUCCAAUAUGUCAUGCUAAUGAAACCCAAAUAAAAUUGCCUCAUUUGUUUGAUCAAGUAUUCAAUAUUUAAAAGUUCGUGAAGAAAUCAAUGACAUGUGGGUCCUUAAAUCUAAUACAAUAUAACAAAUGGAAAAGAAAAUUAUAGAAUAAACAUGUUAUAUUGUUCUGUUCUAUGUUCUUCUUUGCUGCAUGCCUAUAAAUAAAGACCUUCCCAAGACCCCAAAAGAUACCCAAGUCUAAAAUUAACAAAAAUAUUGUAAACCCUUUUUGUCUUUUGUUUUUCCACUAUUAUUACCAAAAAUAAAUAAUAAUUAGUUUCCAUGGCCGCAGUAUCAAUUUCUCCCAUCAAGGUUGGGAAAAUUGAUGAUGUCCAAGAGCUGAGAAAGGCUAAGUCUGAAAUCCCAGAUAGAUUUGUAAGAGACAAAACUGAGAGGCCAACACUAGACACUUCAUCAAUACCAUCUAAUGACAUUCCCAUUAUAGAUCUCCACAAGCUUUCAAAUGGUUCAGAAGAUGAAGUUCUUAGUGAGCUUUUGCAGCUCACAACUGCUUGUGAUGAGUGGGGUUUUUUUCAGGUGAUAAAUCAUGGGAUUGAUCUGAGUUUGGUCGAGCAAACAGAGGAGUUAACCAAGGGCUUUUUCAUGCUGCCUUUGGCUGAGAAGCAGAAGUAUGCUAUGGUUCCAGGGAUAGUUCAUGGCUAUGGACAAGCUUUUGUGUUCUCAGAGGACCAAAAGCUAGAUUGGUGUAACAUGUUUGCACUUGGGCUUGAGCCAAAGUCUAUAAGAAACCCAAAACUAUGGCCAGAAAACCCUCCUAAGUUCAGUGAAACUGUUGAUCUUUAUUCAAAAGAAGUAAGAAAACUAUGCCAAAACCUGUUGAAAUACAUAGCCAUGACUCUUGGGUUGAAAGAAGAUGUGUUUGCUGAGAUGUUUGGUGUGGCUGUCCAAGCCAUAAGGAUGAACUAUUACCCACCAUGUUCAAGACCUGACCUUGUUUUGGGUCUAAGCCCACAUUCAGAUGGAAGUGCCCUAACAGUUCUACAAGAAAGUAAAGGCAGCUCAGUGGGACUUCAAAUCUUGAAAGAUGACAAAUGGGUUUCAGUUAAGCCAAUCCCAAAUGCCCUUGUGAUCAACAUUGGGGACACUAUAGAAGUUCUUACGAACGGAAGGUACAAGAGUGUGGAACACAGAGCUGUGACUCACAAUGAAAAAGAUAGGCUUUCAAUAGUCACUUUUUAUGCUCCUACCUAUGAAUUAGAGAUUGGACCUUUGGCUGAAUUGGUGGAAGAAAAUAACUCAUGCAAGUAUAGAAGAUACACUCAUGGAGAGUAUAGUGAAAACUAUCUGAGAAACAAGUUAGGUAAGAAAUCACUGGAUUUUGCAAAGAUCAAAACCAACAAUUCAAACUAAACCAACCCCGUGUUGUGAAAAUGUAACACCCUGUUCUUUAGGGACGCCAUGUGGUUUAAUAAACAAGUGCCUUGUGAAGCGACAUAUUUUUAAAUCCAAGUGUGAUUUUAAGUAAACCACUUGAGACUAGCUCAAGUGGCCAUAGGUGAGUGUGUGUGUUGGAGGUUCUAGGUUCGAGUCCAGAUAAAACAUAGUUGUAAUAUAUAAACGUUUAAAUAAAAAAAAAAAAAGUGUGAUUUUAAGUAAAAUUUGGUAC
Messenger RNA from Cannabis sativa, 1686 nucleotides. Its product is annotated as protein SRG1. Bases 342 to 1430 code for a protein of 362 amino acids. The transcript has 4 exons. The record is from RefSeq and is a predicted model, not a curated record. NCBI's taxonomy places the organism in Eukaryota, Viridiplantae, Streptophyta, Magnoliopsida, Rosales, Cannabaceae.